Molecule: messenger RNA, 4759 nt
Organism: Nannospalax galili (Upper Galilee mountains blind mole rat)
Lineage: Eukaryota; Metazoa; Chordata; Mammalia; Rodentia; Spalacidae
Gene: Lemd3
Product: LEM domain containing 3
Exons: 13
Coding region: 26-2752 (908 amino acids)
Biological process (GO): nuclear envelope organization; negative regulation of BMP signaling pathway
Cellular component (GO): nuclear inner membrane
Molecular function (GO): chromatin DNA binding
Source: RefSeq, a predicted model, not a curated record
GCUUGUAAAACACCCUGGAGAGAAAAUGGCGGCGGCGACGGCGGCGGCGUCUUCAGCGCCUCAGCAGCUCUCGGAUGAGGAGCUUUUCUCUCUGCUCCGCCGUUACGGCUUGUCUCCGGGCCCGGUGACGGAGAGCACCCGGCCGGUCUACCUCAAGAAGCUGAAGAAGCUUCGAGAGGAAGAGCAGCAGCAGCACCGGUCUGGGGGUCGCGGCACCAAGACUCGGAACAGUAAUAACAAUAACACGGCAGCCUCCACGGUCGCAGCCGCGGUACCGGCGGCGGCGGCGGGCAUGGGCGUCCGGCCGGGCUCGGGAGACCUCGUCUACUUGCGGACUCCUGCGGGCCUGGGGCGCCUGGCUGCCUCGGUUCCGGAGAGCCCGGUGGGAGGGCCCGGGGGCCCGGCGGCCGCCCCCGCGGCGGGCAGCAAAGUGCUGCUGGGCUUCAGCUCCGACGAGUCGGACGCCGAGGCCAGUCCCCGGGAGCAGGCCGGCGGCGCGCGCCGAGACCGGGCUGCGCUCCAGUACCGCGGGCUCAAAGCGCCGCCGGCGUCCCUGGCCGCCAGCGAGGUGACUAACAGCCACCCGGCCGAGCGGAGGAAGCCGCACUCGUGGUGGGGGGCCCGGAGGCCGGCGGGCGGCGAACCGCACUGCGCGUCGGGCCCGGACGGGGCGGCGGAGGACGAGGACAACGAAGGGGAGGACGCGGAGGACCGCGAGCCCGACGCCGAGGAGCCGCCGUGGGCCAGCCGAGCGGUGAACGGCAGCCGGCUUCUCCCCUACAGCUGCCGGGAGAACUACUCGGACUCGGAAGAAGACGACGACGACGAUGACAUGGCCCCGGCCAGGCAGGUAUCGAAGGACGACUCCCUGUCCAGACAUCGACCCCGACGGAGCCACGGCAAGGCGUUCUCCGCGCCCCCCGCGAAGUCUGCAGGCAGCGGGCCGGAGACUUCGGUUCAGGGAGGGGGAGGACUCGCGAUGAAUGACAGGGCGGCGGCCGCCGGGAGUCUAGACUGGAGCCGCGACGUCGAAGAGGCGGCGGCCGAGCCGGGAGGAGGGUGCGAUGCCCUGGACUCCAGCCCGGUUCCUCGAUUCCGAGCUGGCGCUAGGAAGCUGGCCCCGCUCCUGGCCUCGCCGGUGCCCGAUGUGGACUCCGCGUUGGAUUCGUCCCCAGGCUCCCUUCUUAAAACCAAUAAUCACAUCGGUGGUGGGGCCUUCGGCCUGGACUCCGCCAGGAUCUAUUCCAACAGCCUCGCUCCCAGUGCGGCCGCCCAGAGUUCACUCAGGAUCAAUCACGCCAAUCACACGGGCUCCAAUCACACCUACCUGAAAAACGCGUACAGCAAGCCGAAGCUCUCGGAACCCGAAGAGGAACUUCUCCUGCAGUUCAAACGCGAAGAGGUGUCCCCGACGGGGGGUUUCAGUGCGCACUACCUGUCGAUGUUUCUCCUGACUGCUGCCUGCUUAUUUUUCCUAAUUUUGGGACUGACGUACCUCGGAAUGAGAGGGACGGGAGUACCCGAGGACGGAGGGCUCAUAAAAAAUCCCUUUGAUGAAACAUUUGGAAAAAUACAAGAAAGUGAAAAAAAUCUUAUGAUGAGCACAUUAUACAGGCUUCAUGAUCGAUUGGCACAGCUUGCAGGAGAUCAUGAAUGUGGCAGUUCUAGUCAAAGGACGCUUUCUGUCCAAGAAGCAGCUGCAUAUUUAAAAGAUUUAGGUCCUGAGUAUGAAGAUAUAUUUAACACUUCGUUGCUGUGGAUUUUAAAAAAUGGGAAAGAUGUUGGAAUAAGGUGUGUCGGUUAUGGGCCUGAGGAAGAACUGACAAAUAUAACCGAUGUACAGUUUUUACAGUCCACAAGACCUCAGAUGUCUUUCUGGUGUCGUUUUCGUCGUGCUUUCAUUACUGUAACACAUAGGUUAUUGUUGUUAUGCUUAGGUGUAGUGAUGGUUUGUGUUGUUCUGCGUUAUAUGAAAUACCGCUGGACUAAAGAAGAGGAGGAAACGAGGCAGAUGUACGAUAUGGUGGUAAAGAUUAUAGAUGUUUUACGAAGUCAUAAUGAAGCUUGCCAGGAAAAUAAAGAUUUGCAACCUUACAUGCCUAUUCCACAUGUGCGAGACUCUUUAGUACAGCCUCAUGACAGGAAAAAAAUGAAGAAAGUCUGGGAUAGAGCUGUUGACUUCCUUGCUGCUAAUGAAUCUAGAGUGCGCACAGAAACUCGAAGAAUAGGUGGUACAGAUUUUCUAGUCUGGCGGUGGAUCCAGCCUUCUGCAUCCUGUGAUAAGAUAUUAGUAAUACCUUCUAAAGUAUGGCAAGGUCAAGCAUUUCAUUUAGAUAGAAGAAAUUCACCGCCAAAUAGUUUGACACCGUGUUUAAAGAUUCGAAAUAUGUUUGAUCCAGUUAUGGAAAUUGGGGAUCAAUGGCAUUUAGCUAUUCAAGAAGCAAUUUUAGAAAAAUGCAGUGAUAACGAUGGCAUUGUUCAUAUUGCAGUGGACAAAAACUCACGUGAGGGUUGUGUAUAUGUUAAAUGUCUAUCUCCAGAGUAUGCUGGAAAGGCUUUUAAAGCAUUGCAUGGCUCUUGGUUUGAUGGGAAAUUGGUUACGGUAAAAUAUUUACGACUAGAUAGAUACCACCAUCGUUUUCCCCAAGCUCUUACUUGCAACACUCCCUUGAAGCCAUCAAAUAAACAUAUGAAUUCUAUGUCUCAUCUUCGCCUUCGGACUGGCCUAGCCAAUUCUCAAGGAAGUUCCUGAAAAGACUUUGUUCUCCUAGGACUGUUAUUUGAAUAGGAAAAUUCCUGUUUGGCUUCCCAUCUUCCUUUUUAAAUGCUUUUUGUAUGUGAUAUUUUUAUUGCUGAAGAUAGCUCUGUUUGAAAGUUCCAGAAAUCUUAAGGUUCCAAGGAAUUUAGCAGUAAGGCAGCAAUGCUGAAUAGGUAGAAUUGUUCAUUCAGUUUCCGGAGCUCAGUUAAGCAUUUAAAGUUCAGCAUGAGGAACACUGACUUUAUUAAGCAUUUUCAGAUACGGUGGUUAUAUUUUUGCACCACGAAGUGUUUAGAUAACCACACAAAAGCAUGGUGAAAGACUUCUUGUAUUUCCAUAAUUUCUUGUGAACUAAUGUGAAUUUUUGUAUACAGUCACCUGCCAUAGUUCCAGGCUAAUAGGCUGAUGUGGUAAAACGGUUAAUUUCCCAAUUUAACCUUAGGUUUCUGUUGCCUGUGAGAGGUUCAUUUGCUACAUCUGGAAUAUGGGGAAAUUUACUUGAUUUUAAUGGUUACAUAUAUGUGUAAGUGGAUGUACAUGUACUUAAACUGGCUUUUGUAUAUAUGUAUAAAUGCUGAUGAUAGUGAAAGUCUUGUUUUGUGAGAAUGUCUGCAUAAGCAGUAAAAUAAGCUUUCUAUUUUAUUCAUAAUCUAAUUUCUGUAUAUACCUGUAUUAUGUGUAUAUCUGUGUAUAUAUGUAUUUGUGUACAUUUUAUGUAUGUACACAUAUACAUACACACACAUAUAUAUACCUAUGGCUGUACUAUUAUAGAUGAUCAAACAGCCAAAUACCUGGAAGUAUUAACUACAAGUUUAAAAUACCUUUUAUAGAUUUUUAUAAAAAUGCCUGAGUAUGAUUUUGUGUGAAAAUUCUGGCACCAGUUCUAAUGUUCAAAUUUAUGUGAGCAAUAAAGAAGCAAUUGGCAGAUAGUGGAAGAAUAUUUCGUGAAAAGCUGUAUUUAUUAUAAAUACUGGGACUGUGACAUAGUACUAUUGGGAUUAAGUCAUUUUCCCAGUCUAUUUAUAAUUUAAUGAUAUGUUAGCCUCUGUUGUAUGUCAAGUUUAAAGCAGGGCACGUUGUUGCAACAACUUGUAUUGGACAAAUUAUACUUGGAAUGUUGGGUCAUGAAAGAUUUGCAAUAUAGUAAAUGCUAACUGACUAUUGGUUUGUGCCUCAGUAUUUGUUUCAGUAAAAUUACUUUAUUACUGUUUAUUAUUUCAGAUCAAAAUGAUUGCUGAGCAAGGUUUACUUGUAACCUAAAAAUUGGGUUUUUGAAAACUAACCUGCAGGAUAAAUCAUUGGCAGUCCAAAUGAGCAUGGGAAACAGCUGGGAUUAACCAGUUUUGAGUUUUAAGUUCAGUUUCCUUUUUGUUGUAUAUGUAUUAGGUUUGCAGCAUGAACUUGCACAGAUAAUGCACGUUUUCUGGUUAAGUAAACAUGAUGCACACUAUUCUGUAACAGAAAACCCUAUUGUGCCUUACCUGUGUGCUUUUGUGGGCACCAUGUUUAUGAAGAAUAAAAAAUUAUUUGUUAUCAGAAGAAAUUAAAUUUUAAAUUCUCAGUUUAUGUCUCAGAUGCUAACGUGUGAAAAUAUAAAUAUAUAAUAUAUAAAGUAACCAAUCUUUCUGUAUUUUAUGUGCAUCAUAGUGAUUUAUCUGAGCUUAGUGACCCCAUCUUGUAACCUGUUGCAAGAGUGAAUGUAAAAAAUAGCUGUGACAUUUUAACAGGUCGCCUUUUGAUGCAGAUGCAUCUUUUUCUUGCUUCUAAGACAUAUUUCAUGUAAACAUUGUACAUUUAUUAUUGUAAUAUAUACUAUUAUGCAGCUUAUUUUACCUGUAACUAUUAAGCCGACCAAGAUUCUUCCCUCCAAGACAGAUGGGAAUGUGUAUAAUAAUUAGAUAUUUGAGAAGUUCUGAAGUUUGUUGUAAUCUGUUACUUGUUCUGUUUAAAAAAGAAGGAAAACAUUCUAAUUAAAAAUUUAUUAGGUUUUUAAAAAAUGCA